Mycotypha africana is the source of this 1017-nucleotide messenger RNA. RefSeq lists its product as uncharacterized. The record is from RefSeq and is a predicted model, not a curated record. The transcript is spliced from 2 exons. Bases 101 to 835 code for a protein of 244 amino acids. Lineage: Eukaryota; Fungi; Mucoromycota; Mucoromycetes; Mucorales; Mycotyphaceae.
ACAACAGCAGCAGCAGCAGCAACUAUUGAGCGACACAUCAACAGUGGUACAGCCUUUACCAGAUGAAACAUCUCUGCAGCCAGCUAUAACGAAACAAUCAAUGCCACAACCAUUCACAUCGGAACCAAUGGCACAAACAUCAGUUCAGCAGACAACAACCGAGCUACAAACAGCACAACAACCAUUAUCACAGACAACCGCAACGGCUAUGUCAAAAGCAGAAGUACCUGUAACAACGGUAGCAGCAGCGACAGCAGCAGCUUCAUCAUUUAUACCAGCGAAUGCAGUAACAACUGCACAAGCAAUGCUUUUCAACCCUUCUACGUCUGUUAUAACUGCUCCACCACCGCAACCUGCUACAACAUUUGAAGAAAUCCAAAAACAAUUAAAAGCUACACUAGACCAUAUCGAACAGCGAAAUAUGGUAAGCGGAUUUCAAACACUGAGUAAAGCAACAGGUGCAGUUGUUGAUAGCUGUGAACAUUUAGGUCUAACCUCUGAUGACCAUCCGUAUAAUGCCAUUGACCGUGAACAAUUUUGGGCUGGACUUAAUAAUUGUUGGUUAUAUGCACUUGCUCAAAGACAAGAACCAAGUUGUGAUGCAGAAAGACUUACUGACCAACAUUUGUAUAAUCUCAGAGAAAUGGUCGUCGCUUGGGCAGAUAAGUUGGAGCGUUACGGCCUCGUUGAUUAUGAGAUGGGAUGGUGGGAAGCUGACAUCCUCUCUGCUAUAGACGGUAUCUUAGCAAUGAAUUAUGCUGCUGCCCAGGCGGCUGCUCAAGCAGUGGUGGCGCAAGCAGCAGCAGCAUUAUUUGGAGAUGAUGUCAAUAUGUAAAAUAGGAUUAGAAAGCCUUUUGAAAAAUUAGAUCGCUAGCAAUAAUCUUUACCAUCGAUUAGAAGCAAGCAGCAUUUGUAAAUACACUUUUAUAUCAAACUAAAAUUUUAUCUAUCUAUCUAUUAUUAUUACUCAUGGAAUUCAAGUACUUGUAAAAUAAUGAAUAAAGCAAUAGCUGUGCC